Lichtheimia ornata is the source of this 255-nucleotide messenger RNA. RefSeq lists its product as uncharacterized. Lineage: Eukaryota; Fungi; Mucoromycota; Mucoromycetes; Mucorales; Lichtheimiaceae. The record is from RefSeq and is a predicted model, not a curated record. The transcript is spliced from 3 exons. Gene Ontology annotation, biological process: endoplasmic reticulum to Golgi vesicle-mediated transport. Gene Ontology annotation, cellular component: endoplasmic reticulum membrane; COPII-coated ER to Golgi transport vesicle; Golgi membrane. Bases 1 to 255 code for a protein of 84 amino acids.
AUGGCACUCGGUCUCGGCCAACUCUUUUAUGCGAUCCUUUUAUUCAUCAACGCCAUUGCUGUUUUGAGCGAAGAACGCUUUCUUGCACGAAUCGGUUGGAGUGCACAAGUAGCUGAUCCCGGCUUUGGUAUGGAACACACACAGUCAGUCAAGUACAAGAUUGUCAACUUAAUAUCAGCUGUACGAACGCUAAUGAGGAUUCCUUUAAUUGCUAUCAACAUCGUUGUUAUUAUAUACGAGUUGCUGCUUGGAUAA